This is a messenger RNA of Homalodisca vitripennis (glassy-winged sharpshooter), 1383 nucleotides long. RefSeq names its product adenosine deaminase-like. Lineage: Eukaryota; Metazoa; Arthropoda; Insecta; Hemiptera; Cicadellidae. The record is from RefSeq and is a predicted model, not a curated record. Gene Ontology annotation, biological process: negative regulation of adenosine receptor signaling pathway; purine ribonucleoside monophosphate biosynthetic process; inosine biosynthetic process. Gene Ontology annotation, molecular function: adenosine deaminase activity. Gene Ontology annotation, cellular component: cytosol; external side of plasma membrane. The transcript is spliced from 9 exons. The coding region runs from base 181 to 1239 and encodes 352 amino acids.
CAAGCACAGUCAAGUUGGCACUCGGUCUGGUCUGAUCUGAAUUUGAACGUAGAGAGAACAAUACAGUUAUCAAAUUGUAGAUUCUUCAUGCGUAUCUAGAGCGUGGCCUUGACGACAGCUGGUGAGUGUCAGUGAAGAGUCGAACAGCUGAUUGCAAGUCCAGCCCACGUUACGCCAGUCAUGGAGCCUACCAUACCACGCAAGAAGAUACAACUGCAUUUGCACCUGGACGGGUCAGUUCGGCCCUCAACUGCUUGGGAGUUGGCACAAGAAAAAGGGAUCAAAAUCCCAGGCGUAACAAACUUUGAAGAGUUUAAGAAAGCUUGCAUAGUGUCAAAUCCAAGCAACCUGUGGGGAUUUCUGCAGCAUUUUGGAGUAUUUUGGCCUGCUUUUUGUGGAGAUCUGGAUGCUUUGGAGCGCAAUGCCUACGAGUUCUGUGAAGAUGCUCAAAAAAAUGGGGUUAUAUAUGCUGAAGUUCGUUAUAGCCCCACAACAUCCCUCGGAGAUAAGGCAUUCAAGGUAGUUGGACCACUAGGUUAUGACGAGGUCAUCAGAAGGAUAUCUUUUGGUUUGAAAAGAGGCGAGCAUGACUUUGGAGUCAAAACAAGAACGAUCCUGUGUGGAGGAUACUGUAAAGAGAGCAAUGAUCUCUACCAAACCCUCCGCCUCUGUCAGGCGCACUACUAUGAAGGUGUUGUGGGGAUGGACCUACUGACUCUACAGCAAGAACACGGCAUCAUAGAGGAAGCCCCAUUGGUGGAACCGAUCAUCUCCGUGUACCAGGAGGCUGCGCGAACUGGAGUUCACAGGACUGUUCACGCAGCAGAAGCGAGUGGGGCACAUUCUGUCCAGAGGGCUGUGUACGGACUGGGUAGUGAGCGCAUAGGUCACGGGUAUCAUGUGCUAGAAGAGCCCGAGAUAUACAACAAGUGCUUACAGGAUCGCAUUCACUUCGAGUGCUGUCCGUACUCUAGCCUCUUGACAGGUUCUGUCAAAACCGGUGGCAAGACACAUCCAAUUAUCAGAUUUGCUAAUGAUAGAGCGAAUUUCUCCAUAAGCGCUGAUGAUCCUACAGUCACUGGGCAUCAUGUUCAAGAUGACUACGCGCUGCUCGCGAACUGGGGACUUUCCGAAGAUCUCAUGGCACAGGCAAAUUUGAAUGCUGCAUAUUCAAGUUUUUUGGAUGAUCAUGGCAAACAUGAUUUACUUAAGACACUAAAAGAAGACUAUGCAAGAUAAACAAGAUUCUAAUUGCAAUCUCUGUGCCAAUUGUUAAGUAUGCUUUUUUAAACAUGUUUAUAUUCUUGGCGAAUCUGUUUUUCUACAAUAUUAAACUAUCAUGUAUUCUUUGACAAAUAAAGUGAAUGUGAACUGCUUUGUUUA